This is a messenger RNA of Rattus norvegicus (Norway rat), 722 nucleotides long. The record is from RefSeq and is a predicted model, not a curated record. Lineage: Eukaryota; Metazoa; Chordata; Mammalia; Rodentia; Muridae.
AUCUACCAGAGGAGGCAGAACAGCAUGACUGCCUACAAAUCCUCGCAGAAGUACAUGGAACCAGGCCGGACCUAUCGGACCAGCCUCUUCAGAAUGCUGACCACACAUGGUACACGGAUGGCAAUAGCUUCUUGGCAAAGGGAGAGCGAAAGGCUGGAGCUGCGGUCACUACGGAGGACAAAGUGAUUUGGGCGAAAGCCCUGCCUGCUGGUACCUCCGCACAACGGGCUGAACUCAUCGCCUUGACUCAGGCGCUCAAGAUGGCAAAAGCGAUACAAAAGGUGACUGAGAGUUGCAAAGCGUGCGCUCAGGUUAACCCGGGAAGGACCAUGAUUGGACAAGGAGUUCGUCCUAGGGAACACCGUCCUGGCAUCCAUUGGGAAAUUGAUUUUACUGAAAUUAAACCAGGUAUGUAUGGAUACAAGUAUCUCCUAGUGUUUGUAGACACCUUCUCAGGAUGGGUCGAAGCCUUCCCCACAAAGCACGAGACUGCAAAAAUGGUCACCAUGAAGCUCCUCGAGGAAAUCUUUCCCAGGUAUGGCAUGCCUCAAGCGUUGUGGUUGGACAACGGGCCUGCUUUCGUCUCCCAAGGCAGCAUAAAUGUCCAGAUGGGUCCCAACUUAGCUGAUAACUUUAUUAAUCUUCCCAAGAGUAUGAAAUGUGAUAUUCCUGGCAUCAAUGUGUUUAUUUUGGCUUCUCUCCAGAGGGAAUUUAUUGAGUAA